Molecule: messenger RNA, 4794 nt
Organism: Physeter macrocephalus (sperm whale)
Lineage: Eukaryota; Metazoa; Chordata; Mammalia; Artiodactyla; Physeteridae
Gene: FNDC3A
Product: fibronectin type III domain containing 3A
Exons: 26
Coding region: 321-3917 (1198 amino acids)
Molecular function (GO): protein binding
Source: RefSeq, a predicted model, not a curated record
UCCGGGCUCCUCCUCCCGGCUCCGUAGUAAGCAUGGCGGCGGCGGCGUUCGUGGUCCCUCGGGUGAAACAGAAAGCGGGAGCUACGCGGAGAGGGAGCGAAGAGCGGGGCUGAGGCGGCACCGUCACUGCCGGGAAACCACCCCAACAGUCAGUGCGCCGGCGGCCGCGGCGGCCCCGAGAGCUGGCUCUGCCGCUGAAGUGGAGCGAGAACGAUCAGGAACCCGAAGAAGAGGCGCCGGGGUAGCCGCCUUCCUCCGCCUCAGAGCGGCGUGACUCGGAGAGUUGGAGGGUUAUCCGGUAUAUUAAUGUCUUAUUGAUAAUGGCAGAACAUCCACCACUACUGGAUACAACUCAGAUUUUAAGUAGUGAUAUUUCUCUUCUAUCUGCCCCUAUUGUAAGUGCAGAUGGAACACAACAGGUUAUCCUGGUACAAGUUAACCCAGGGGAAGCAUUUACAAUAAGAAGAGAAGAUGGACAGUUUCAGUGCAUUACAGGUCCUGCUCAGGUUCCAAUGAUGUCCCCAAAUGGUUCUGUGCCUCCUAUUUACGUGCCUCCUGGAUAUGCCCCACAGGUUAUUGAAGACAAUGGUGUUCGAAGAGUUGUUGUGGUUCCUCAGGCACCAGAGUUUCAUCCUGGUGGUCACACAGUCAUCCAUCGUUCUCCACAUCCUCCUCUGCCUGGUUUCAUUCCUGUACCAACCAUGAUGCCCCCUCCACCACGCCACAUGUACUCACCAGUAACUGGAGCUGGAGACAUGGCAACACAGUAUAUGACACAGUAUCAGUCUUCACAAGUAUAUGGAGAUGUAGAUGCCCACUCUACACAUGGAAGGUCCAACUUCAGAGAUGAAAGAUCUAGUAAGACAUAUGAACGUUUGCAGAAAAAAUUAAAAGAUCGCCAAGGAACACAGAAGGAUAAAAUGAACAGUCCACCAUCAUCACCCCAGAAAUGCCCUUCUCCCAUAAAUGAACAUAAUGGGCUUAUGAAAGGGCAGAAUGCUAGUGGUGUAAACAUAGGAUCAGCAAAGAACAAGUCAGGAAGGGGGAAAGGUGGUGCACAAAUUGAUACAGAAAUAGAAGAAAAAGAUGAAGAAACUAAAGCUUUUGAAGCACUUCUUUCCAACAUUGUCAAACCAGUGGCCUCAGACAUCCAGGCAAGGACAGUAGUACUUAACUGGUCACCUCCUUCCAGCCUCAUUAAUGGCGAAACAGAUGAGACUACUGUACCAGAGCUCUAUGGUUAUGAAAUUCUGGUCUCAAGUACUGGAAAAGAUGGGAAAUAUAAAAGUGUAUAUGUAGGAGAAGAAACCAGUGUCACUUUAAAUGAUCUCAAACCAGCUACAGAUUACCAUGCAAAAGUCCAGGCAGAAUACAAUUCUAUAAAGGGAACUCCUUCCGAAGCUGAAACCUUUACCACCUUGAGCUGUGAACCUGACAUACCUAAUCCACCAAGGAUAGCCAAUCGGACCAAAAAUUCACUCACUUUGCAAUGGAAGGCACCUAGUGACAAUGGUUCUAAAAUCCAAAGUUUUAUUUUAGAAUGGGAUGAGGGAAAAGGAAAUGGAGAAUUUUGUCAGUGUUACACGGGCUUACAGAAACAAUUUAAAAUUACUAAACUGUCACCAGCAAUGGGUUGUAAAUUUAGACUAUUAGCCAAAAAUGACUAUGGUCCAAGUGGUUUUAGUGAAGACGUCUUAUAUUACACCUCAGGCUGUGCCCCUUCUAUGCCAGCAAGUCCUAUAUUAAUUAAAGCUGGGGUUACUUGGUUAUCCUUACAAUGGAGUAAACCCUCAGGAACACCAUCAGAUGAAGGAAUUUCUUAUAUUUUAGAGAUGGAGGAAGAAACUUCAGGAUAUGGUUUUAAGCCUAAAUAUGAUGGAGAAGACCUUGCUUACACAGUGAAAAAUCUCAGACGUAGUACAAAGUAUAAAUUUAAGGUUAUUGCUUAUAACUCAGAAGGUAAAAGUAAUCCAAGUGAAGUAGUUGAAUUUGCUACAUGCCCUGAUAAACCAGGAGUACCUGUAAAGCCCUCAGUUAAAGGAAAGAUACAUUCACAUAGUUUUAAAAUAACUUGGGACCCACCAAAAGACAAUGGAGGGGCAGCCAUCAAUAAAUAUGUAGUAGAGAUGGCAGAAGGUUCUAAUGGAAACAAGUGGGAUAUGAUAUACAGUGGAGCUACUAGGGAACAUCUUUGCGAUCGACUGAAUCCAGGCUGUUUAUAUCGUUUUCGAGUUUACUGCAUCAGUGAUGGAGGACAGAGUGCGGUAUCUGAAUCUUUACUUGUGCAGACUCCAGCUGUGCCUCCUGGCCCAUGCCUCCCUCCCAGAUUACAGGGUAGACCCAAAGCAAAAGAAAUACAGUUACGAUGGGGACCCCCUUUGGUCAAUGGUGGAUCACCCAUUUCUUGCUAUGGUGUGGAAAUGUCUCCUGUAGAAAGAGAUGAACCCAGAGAAGUUUACCAAGGUUCUGAAGUGGAAUGUACAGUGAGCAGCCUUCUUCCUGGAAAGACUUACAGCUUCAGACUGCGUGCAGCUAACAAAAUGGGGUUUGGACCAUUUUCAGAAAAAUGUGAUAUUACUACAGCCCCUGGACCACCAGAUCAGUGCAAGCCCCCUCAAGUUACAUGGAGAUCUGCGACUUGUGCACAAGUGAAUUGGGAGGUCCCUUUGAGUAAUGGAACUGAUGUCACUGAAUAUCGCUUGGAGUGGGGAGGAGUUGAAGGAAGUAUGCAGAUAUGUUACUGUGGGCCCGGUCUCAGUUAUGAAUUAAAAGGACUUUCACCAGCAACUACCUAUUAUUGCAGAGUCCAGGCUCUGAGUAUUGUGGGUGCAGGCCCUUUCAGUGAAGUAGUAGCCUGUGUGACUCCACCAUCAGUUCCUGGUAUUGUGACUUGUCUUCAAGAAGUAAGUGAUGAUGAUAUAGAAAAUCCCAAUUAUUCACCGUCUACAUGCCUUGCAGUAAGCUGGGAAAAGCCUUGUGAUCAUGGUUCAGAAAUCCUUGCCUACAGCAUAGACUUUGGAGAUAAACAGCCCUUGACUGUGGGAAAGGUUACAAGCUACAUUCUAGACAAUUUGCAACCAGAUACAACAUACAGAAUACGAAUUCAAGCCUUGAAUAGCCUUGGAGCUGGUCCUUUCAGCCACAUGAUAAAAUUAAAAACUAAACCCCUCCCUCCUGAUCCACCUCGUCUGGAAUGUGUUGCCUUCAGCCACCAGAACCUUAAACUGAAGUGGGGAGAAGGAACCCCAAAGACAUUGUCGACAGAUUCUGUUCAGUACCACCUUCAGAUGGAGGAUAAGAAUGGAAGGUUUAUAUCCCUGUACAGAGGUCCAUGCCAUACAUACAAAGUACAAAGACUUAAUGAGUCGACAUCUUAUAAAUUCUGUAUUCAAGCUUGUAAUGAAGCGGGGGAAGGUCCUCUUUCCCAAGAAUAUAUUUUCACUACUCCAAAAUCUGUCCCAGCUGCCCUGAAAGCCCCCAAAAUAGAGAAAGUAAAUGAUCACAUUUGUGAAAUUACAUGGGAGUGUUUACAGCCAAUGAAAGGUGAUCCAGUUAUUUACAGUCUUCAAGUUAUGGUGGGAAAAGAUUCAGAAUUCAAACAGAUUUACAAAGGGCCUGACUCUUCAUUCCGGUAUUCAAGCCUUCAGCUGAACUGUGAAUAUCGUUUCCGUGUGUGUGCCAUUCGCCAGUGCCAAGACCCUGUGGGGCAUCAGGACCUCGUAGGCCCCUACAGCACAACAGUGCUCUUCAUCUCUCAGAGGACUGAACCACCAGCCAGCACCAACAGAGACACUGUGGAAAGCACGAGGACCCGGCGGGCACUCAGUGACGAGCAGUGUGCAGCCGUCAUCCUUGUGCUGUUUGCUAUCUUUUCCAUUUUGAUUGCCUUUAUCAUUCAGUACUUUGUAAUCAAGUGAAAAUAUAACUUUAUUUUUAAUAUUGUAUUACAUUUUAUUUUGUCAUGUACUAAAAUUAUUUCUGUAUUGCUUUUACAAAAACAGUGACAUUUAGCACUGGCAUUGAGACUAUAGUACAUCAUUUUUGCCAUUUUUAAUGCUUAUAUUGUUAGGUAGAGGCUGGCACCUUAUUAGAAUGCAAGCCACAGAAAUAGCACGUUUUGGUUUUUUGUUCGGUUGGGGCUCUUUUUCUUUUCUUUUCUUUUUCUUUUUUUUCUUUUUUUGACAUGCCUUCUUGUGAAACAAACUUUCUGAGAGGCAACAAUAUAUAAUUGAUACUUUGACCAGUCAGCAUGAGUGUAACAGUGACAACCUGAUCUGUUUGUUUUAAUUAUUACCUAGUGAAAAAUUCAGAGUGAUUAAAAUUUACACUAACAUGCUAUAUAAAAAUGUUAAAGUAUGAUGCUGUGAAAGCAAUCUAGUGCUAUAUUUCUACCUCCUCAUUUGUCUUAAUUUGGUAAAGUGGGAUUAUGACGACUAACUGGAGGGCUUAGCAGACAAAACCGGCUGAAAGCAUACGCGUGGGAAAAAGAAGCUUCCUGCUUGAUAAACGUGGAGUUCUUCAUUAUAAGUAUAUAUUCAUGAAUUCACAGAUAAGUCACUUAAAGAAGGCACAGACAGUUUACUUGGCCUAAAAGUAUUUUAAUGUUUACUCAAAAACCCAUCUUCAGGUCUUGAGAACAUGGAAAAGAACAGAGGCCUUUUACAUACUUUUUUAAAGUAAUCAUAAUUCUGAACUUCAAACCUAUUUAAUACGGUUUUGUGAGCCUUUGAACUAUAUGUGUGUGUAUAAGGAAAUGCACAUACAUAUAUGGCUUUAUAUAUACCAAGUGUAGAA